GGGGCCGGCUGUGCGCACACAGAUGGCCCUUAUUCCAAAAGGAAUAUUCACAAUGGGUACUGAUGAACCUGAAAUAAAGCAAGAUGGGGAAUGGCCUGCUAGAAAAGUCCAUGUUAACCAGUUCUAUAUGGAUCGGUACGAGGUCAGCAAUGUGGAGUUCGAAAAAUUUGUAAAUGCCACUGGCUAUGUUACAGAGGCAGAGAAAUUUGGAGACUCCUUUGUGUUUGAGGGUAUGUUGAGCGAACAAGUGAAGACAGACAUCCAGCAGGCUGUUGCAGCUGCUCCCUGGUGGAUGCCUGUUAAAGGAGCUAAUUGGAGGCAACCUGAGGGACCAGAUUCUAAUAUCUCAAAGAGAAUGGAUCACCCAGUUCUUCAUGUCUCCUGGAAUGAUGCUGUAGCGUAUUGCACGUGGGCGGGAAAGCGAUUACCCACAGAAGCUGAAUGGGAGUACAGCUGCCGAGGAGGCCUUGACAAUAGACUUUUCCCAUGGGGCAAUAAGUUUCAACCAAAAGGUCAGCACUAUGCCAAUACUUGGCAGGGAGAGUUCCCAAUAAGCAAUACAGGAGAGGAUGGCUACAAAGGAACAGCACCUGUUACAGCAUUUCCUCCAAAUGGCUAUGGCUUAUACAACAUAGUGGGAAAUGCCUGGGAGUGGACAUCUGACUGGUGGGCUGUUCAUCAUUCUGCAGAUGAAACUCACAACCCAAAAGGACCCUCAUCAGGGACUGACAGAGUGAAGAAAGGUGGAUCCUAUAUGUGCCAUAAGUCCUAUUGCUACAGGUAUCGCUGUGCAGCUCGCAGCCAAAACACUCCUGAUAGUUCUGCUUCAAACCUGGGAUUCCGCUGUGCAGCAGAUACACUGCCAACUUUACAGUGACUGAACUUGUUGGUGCUCUGAAGCCACAGGGAACUGAAAAUUUCACUCCCACAAGAGGAGUUUAGUGGAGCUCCAGCCUGCUGAGAGAUUCUGCAGUUACCAGUCUCUAGUACAAGAGACAAGAUGAUACCAAGCUAAUUACAAAAGAAAUUGGAGAAAGUGAACUUGCAAAAUACGUCAAUGUUAGUUGGAGACAUUUAAUUCUGUAACCAAACUUUGGAGAAGUUGGGUUGAAUUUCCAUCUUUGCUGUGCAGAUGAAAACUUUGAGUUAAUUCUGUUGAUAUCAUUGGAAAUAUACAAGAUUUACACCUGCUAAGAACUAACCAGAACCAUUUUAAUAAGGAUAUUUUUUUGUUUCAAAUACUUUUUUCUCCUCUACAGAAGAUGCUCUUUAGUACUGAGUAAGUAUUUUAUGAUGGAUUUACCUCAGUGAUCCAAACUCCUCAUCAAGGCUUUACAAACUUUGGGAUGAGUGAAAGGAAAAGCUGGGCUUUUGUAGCAAUAUUAUUUACAUGUUACAUCUUGAGUAAUAUAGGAUGCAGGUUGUCAACUACAAUUGAAAAUUUAAGGAUGGAAAAUAAACAUUCCACAUUAUCUAUAACUUUUCAUUGGCAGUUGGCUAUGCCCUUGUAGAUUUUAGGCUACCUGCAAAUUUGGUAUAAAAAUGUUGUUUAGCUCUUAUAUUGCAUUCCUGUUCUGAAAAGACCAUUGUUCAGGGAAAAAGUAGCAACUUUUACCAUUAUAGAAAGUGGCAGCUUUAUUAGAACAGGGAUAAUAGUCCCAUAAUGGCAGAAUCCAUUAUAUAUACAGGCUUAAAGAAUUAAACGCUUAUUUUCUGAUACUGGAAACUUGUGGCAAUAGAAACACAUGGACGAUUCCCUUUAACUUCUAUUUACAUUGUGCAGAUUUAUUUUGGGGGCUUCAGGGUAUUUAUUCAACCUGGUGUUUUCCAAAUUGUCUUUGAUAGUGAAUGGCUCUGCUUAUAUGAAAGGUUGAAAGAUUCCCAUGAAAAGAUGGGAAGUUUGAAGUGAAUGGAAAACUUUCAACUUGUCUUCAAUAAGUUUCAAACUAUAUUGAAAAAUUCAGUGGUAGGUAAAUGUCAGAUUAAGUCAGUGAGCUUGAGUUCUUCAUGCUAAAAUACACUUGUGCCUUUCUUCUCUCAUUUGCUUCACACUUACCAGCCUAGUACUGCUGAUACUAGUGGACAGACAGCCCUAGGAACAGAUGGAAAAAUUUUCUUGUCAACCACUUAUUCUUUAUUUUAACCAACCUAAUAAAAAACUUUCUUGUUUGCAGAGUAUUGAGAAUAAGCUCCGAACCUAAACAUGACAGGCCCUUUAGACAUGGGUUCUAUUUGCAGCUGUUCAGCAGACUGUGAUCUAGGACCAGUCAUGUGCCUUAAUCUCCCCCCCUCCCCCAUGCAAAGGUGCAUAAGCCUGAUUCCCAUUUUAAAGUGCUUUGAGAUCUAUGAAUAAGACUGGGUAAGUGUAUUGUAACAGCAGUGUUUUGUAUUAUUUGUUUCCAGCAUUUUUUGCCUAUAAUUUAUUAUAGGUUGGAAUUAAAAUGCAAAGCCCUUGUCAACUUCUGUCCUGGGACAGUGAGUUACUCACCAAACAAAAAGUAUUACAGAGGGUAUUCCUAUCAGGGUGCCAGUGCAUCCACACACACAUUGCAAACCUCGGUGACAUAGGAACUAAAGUUAUACUCGCACCACAGAUUAAAAUUCAGCAUAAGCCAUUAAAGUAUAAACAUUUUCCAAUGCCAAGUGCCAUGCCAUGUCAUGUAAUCAUAGGAAAAAGCGGUGGCAAUUUCAAGCUAGAGUUUAGUAACUGUACAGGCAGGUGUGUAUCCAGAAGUCCCCUACUAAUGGAUAGAUCCACCAAAGAAAGCAACAGAAUGCAACUAUUAAAACUUCUCUGAAACAUCAUCAAAGUUCUAUAACCUAUCCUAGAUACUGAUCCCUUGCUGUCACGGAUGUUGGGAGGCAGGCCACUCCUCACUUCCAGGCAGCCCCCGAGCCUGAAACACAUACUCCCCUCCAACCAUAUAUCCUACAACAGACAUGCUAACCCAGGAACCAGUCCCUGCAACAAAACCCGUUGCCAACUCUGUCCACACAUCUACCAUAGAGACACGAUCACAGAACCUAGCCAUAUCAGCUAUACCUAUGCAAUCAAAGGCUUGUUCAUCUACUAAUGUGAUACAUGCAUCUCUGCCAUGUACAUUGGAAAAACUGGACCAUCUAUGGAUGACACAACGGUAAGAUACAAAAAACUGUGGCAGAACAUUUUAACCUUCCUGGACACAGUUAUAGACUUGAAAGUUGACAUUCUCAAGCAAAAAAACUUCAAAACCAUGCAGCAGCCUGAAGAUGCUGAGUUGGAAUUCAUAUGCAAAUUUGACACCACCUGAAUGGGUCUGAAUAAAGAGGGAAUGGGUCACUCACUACCAUAAAUACUUUUCCCCUUAGGUAUUCUCACUACCUUAUCUACAUCCACCCUGACUGAAUUAGCUCUCAUGUAACGUUCCCAUCUCUGUAGCCCCAGUAGCUGUUUUUUUCUCUUUCUCUUCGUGCAUCUGAUGAAGUGAAUGCAACUCAUGAAAGCUUAUGCCAUAAUAAAAUUGUUAGCCUUUAAGAUGCUACCUCCUUGUUGCUGAAACAGAGUAACAGGGCUAUCUCUGAAAACAGCUGUAUAUAGUAAACACUGUACUCAAGACAGUGCAUGCACUGAAGCAAAUGGGAAAGAAAUGCUGUGUCCAUCUCAGUUCAAACUUCCCAUGCUUUCAUAGGAAUGUCUGCCUUGCAGAAAGGAGUAUGUUUUAGUGAAAAUACUUUGGAGGCAUUGUUACUGGUGAACAUUAUUUAUAUUAUAAAAAUGAAGUAUAUGGUUCUGAAACUUUGAAAAAUCAGUGGAAUCCCCAUCUCUGAAUGACAGCUUCGGACUAAUGCUUAUUUAGUAGUGGGGCAUAUUAAUCAAGAUUUACUGUCCCAUGAGUGACCUAGGUGUAAACUUUCUUCUGCUGGUCUUUCAUUGAUAGUUUAACUGGUUUGUUUCCUAUAAACAUCAUUAUAUUCUUACAUCAGUUGAUCAAAAGAUUGAUAAAAUGAUUAAACUAAACAUUCUGUAAACUGA
This is a messenger RNA of Pelodiscus sinensis (Chinese soft-shelled turtle), 4012 nucleotides long. RefSeq names its product sulfatase modifying factor 1 (gene SUMF1). Gene Ontology annotation, biological process: protein oxidation. Gene Ontology annotation, cellular component: endoplasmic reticulum. The record is from RefSeq and is a predicted model, not a curated record. NCBI's taxonomy places the organism in Eukaryota, Metazoa, Chordata, Testudines, Trionychidae. Gene Ontology annotation, molecular function: formylglycine-generating oxidase activity.